Mytilus californianus (California mussel) is the source of this 1140-nucleotide messenger RNA. RefSeq lists its product as uncharacterized. The record is from RefSeq and is a predicted model, not a curated record. NCBI's taxonomy places the organism in Eukaryota, Metazoa, Mollusca, Bivalvia, Mytilida, Mytilidae.
AUGAAGGAAUUAACAACCUGUGACCAAGAGACUGUAUUAUUCAUGUACAGCUUAGGUAGUCUUUUGGAGGUGGUAUGUCAGAUAUGCUCUGGUAUGAAACUGGUAUCUACAGGCAAGCGGAAUGAAAAAGGAGCAUUUGAUAUCAACUCAAAAGUUGCUCUUGCAAUGAUGCACUCUGGAAUGGGUCCUGAUGAUGUUGUGAAUUUUCUCAGCACAUGUAACAUACCCCCACCUGAUCCCAAGACACUGAAAAAGAAGGAGAAAUGUAUAGCAUUGUCACUUAUGGAUGAGGCAUCUGAUUCAUGUAAAACUGCUAGUGCAGAAGAAAAAGCUAUUUCCCCAAGUGAUGAAUUGGAAUGCAGUUUUGAUGCUGGUUGGCAAACAAGAGGCUCUGGUUGGCAAUAUAACAGUAACACAGGACAUUCCAGUCUAGUUGGUGUAAAGACAGGGAAAAUUCUAGACUGAUAAUUUGAUAUAAGAACUAAACUUUGCAGUAUAUGCCAGCAUCAUUUGGGAAGAAAGGAAACAAUUCCAAAUCAUCAAUGCAACAGUAAUUGGCAAGGGUCAAGUAAAGGCAUGGAGCCUGACAUGGCUUUAUCCAUGGUUACAAGGAUGGACGACAGAGGGUGCACAGUUGGCAUUAUUCACGCAGAUAAUGACUCUACAACAACAUCAAGGCUGAAGCAAAAAUUUGAAAAAAUUAAAAAAAGAGACGACAAGAACCAUGUCAAGAAAAAUCUGUGGAAACAACUGUAUGCAGCAGCAAAUAAGUACAGAGAGCUGAAGGGAAAAGGAGUUAUUCCUUACAUACUUAGAUGCUAUAUGUAUGCUAUAAGUUCAAAACAGUCAAAGGAGGAUGAACUUUGUGAAAGAUUAGACAGUAUAGUUCCACACCUCUUUGGAGACCAUUCAGGCUGUUCUGGGGAUUGGUGCACAUAUUCCAAGCAACCAUCAACAUACAGAUAUAAACAUCUCCCAAAAGGUGAACCAUUGACAAAUGAGAACCUGCGUAAGCAGUUAGAGACAGUGACAGAAAAUUACAAGAAAAGAUCAAGCCAACUUGUAGAUUUAGGGUCAAUACAGAGCAAUGAAAACUUCAACAAUAUAGUUGCAAGCAAGGCUCCAAAAAAUAGAUCAUAA